This is a messenger RNA of Peniophora sp. CBMAI 1063, 756 nucleotides long. The record is from the annotation of a GenBank genome assembly. Lineage: Eukaryota; Fungi; Basidiomycota; Agaricomycetes; Russulales; Peniophoraceae.
AUGUCGAGCACGACGACUGUAACACUCCCACCUGGGCUUGCGGAUAUCGAUCUUUCUGGGUACGAUGCGGAGCAGUCGCGGUUGAUGGAGGAGCGUUGUAUUCUGGUUGACGAACAGGAUCGCGCGUACGGCGCCGCAGACAAGAAAACAUGUCACCUCAUGGACAACAUCAAGAAGGGCUUGCUACACCGCGCUUUUUCCGCAUUUGUCUUCCGGCCGUCAGACGGCAAACUGCUCCUGCAGCAGCGCGCGACGGAAAAGAUCACGUUCCCGGACAUGUGGACAAACACUUGCUGUAGCCAUCCGCUGGACGACUUCCCGGAGGAGAAGAUCGAGGAGCACCAGCUUGGUGUGAGGGUAGCGGCGAACAGGAAGCUUGAGCAUGAGCUGGGAAUUCCGCGCAGCCAGACGCCUAUCGAUGAAUUCCAGUACUUGACGCGGAUACAUUAUUUGGCGCCGUCGGACGGCAAGUGGGGAGAGCACGAAGUUGACUACAUCUUGUUCUUCACCGGCGACGUCGAUGUGACCGCAAACGAGAACGAGAUUCGGGACUGGAAAUACGUCGACAAGGCCGAGCUGCAGGCCAUGUUCGAAGCACCAGGUAACUUGUUCACACCGUGGUUCAAACUCAUCGCCCGCGAUUUCCUGUUCGGCUGGUGGGAUGAAUUGUUGGCGCGUAAGGACGAGUCUGGGAAAGUGCGGGCGAAGAGCCUGGCAGGGUUGGUCGACGGUAGCAAGGUUGUGAAGAUGGUGUAG